Rotaria socialis is the source of this 855-nucleotide messenger RNA. Lineage: Eukaryota; Metazoa; Rotifera; Eurotatoria; Philodinida; Philodinidae. The record is from the annotation of a GenBank genome assembly.
AUGGCUUUUACUGUAAAAAUAAGAAAUAAAAAUUAUGCAUCAUUUGAAUCAUUAUGUGAAGCUGGUUUGGAAGCCAUUAAAGAAUGGUUUUGCAGUGUGCAUUGCCGUCCAAAUGAAAAAGUUUAUUAUAGAACGACAAGAGAAGUUGGUAUUCGUACUUAUUUUGUUGAACGUGUUAAUGUAGGGAAGCUAGUACUGAAGGUACGUAUACAAUCAACAGAUAUGAAACAAUCAAAAAAUACUGGUACAUUUGAAGUUUUGUCAUCGUACGAUGAAAUUCAUAAAAUUCUUAAUGACUCGUUGGAAACAUUUCGAGUUAAUGGUAAGCCCUUGGAAGCUGCUGGGUAUUAUCGAAAAUUGUCGGAGUAUUUUGAUAUCGGACGUGAUCGAUUAAUUUAUGUAUUAAAAUGGAUUAAUGAAACUAUUGAAGUUGAUCGUACUGUAUCAAAUACUUAUGAUGUUAAUGGUGACCAUCAUCCGUGCAAAGAGUUGAAUAAUGACAAUGUUGAUCAAGAGAAUCACACAGAUGAUGAUAAUGAUGAAAACGAUUGUGAUAAAACUAGUGAGGAAGACAGCUGCGCCGAUGAUUUUAAUCAAAAUGCACGAAAGUUUACUGUUGCAGAAGAAUCAACAUUAUCACAGAUUCCAGUAUCAAUACUGAAGGCAAAAUGCACACAAUUUCCACGAAAACGAGCAAAUUCAGAAUCAAUGGAUCGUUCGCCAUUAUCACAACCGAAAAGGCUAAAUCGUACGUUGGAAAAUUUAACAAUUUGGAAUAAUAAGGCUGCUGCCUUCAAAACAAUGCCACCAUUAGAUAGAAAACAAAGACGUGUUGGUUUACAACGAAAUCAAUAA